Oncorhynchus masou masou (cherry salmon) is the source of this 1749-nucleotide messenger RNA. RefSeq lists its product as uncharacterized. The transcript has 2 exons. The annotation marks the transcript as partial. The record is from RefSeq and is a predicted model, not a curated record. NCBI's taxonomy places the organism in Eukaryota, Metazoa, Chordata, Actinopteri, Salmoniformes, Salmonidae.
AUGGUACCUGACGGCAGGACCAGCAGGAACGUCAGGGACUGUGCUGAGCAGCUCAGUGAGGUUCUAAUCCACCUGUUCCAGUCUUUGCUGGAGCCUGGUCUGGGUCUGACCAUGUCCCAGCCCUCCUCUAACACCUCUCAGGGUCUGACCAUGUCCCAGCCCUCCUCUGACACCUCUCAGGGUCUGACCAUGUCCCAGCCCUCCUCUGACACCUCUCAGGGUCUGACCAUGUCCCAGCCCUCCUCUAACACCUCUCAGGGUCUGACCAUGUCCCAGCCCUCCUCUGACACCUCUCAGGGUCUGACCAUGUCCCAGCCCUCCUCUGACACCUCUCAGGGUCUGACCAUGUCCCAGCCCUCCUCUGACACCUCUCAGGGUCUGACCAUGUCCCAGCCCUCCUCUAACACCUCUCAGGGUCUGACCAUGUCCCAGCCCUCCUCUAACACCUCUCAGGGUCUGACCAUGUCCCAGCCCUCCUCUGACACCUCUCAGGGUCUGACCAUGUCCCAGCCCUCCUCUGACACCUCUCAGGGUCUGACCAUGUCCCAGCCCUCCUCUACCACCUCUCAGGGUCUGACCAUGUCCCAGGCCUCCUCUGACACCUCUCAGGGUCUGACCAUGUCCCAGCCCUCCUCUGACUCCUCUCAGGGUCUGACCAUGUCCCAGCCCUCCUCUGACACCUCUCAGGGUCUGACCAUGUCCCAGCCCUCCUCUGACACCUCUCAGGGUCUGACCAUGUCCCAGCCCUCCUCUGCCACCUCUCAGGGUCUGAGUAGGUCCAUGUCCCAGCCCUCCUCUAACACCUCUCAGGGUCUGACCAUGUCCCAGCCCUCCUCUAACACCUCUCAGGGUCUGACCAUGUCCCAGCCCUCCUCUAACACCUCUCAGGGUCUGACCAUGUCCCAGCCCUCCUCUAACACCUCUCAGGGUCUGACCAUGUCCCAGCCCUCCUCUAACACCUCUCAGGGUCUGACCAUGUCCCAGCCCUCCUCUGACACCUCUCAGGGUCUGACCAUGUCCCAGCCCUCCUCUGACACCUCUCAGGGUCUGACCAUGUCCCAGCCCUCCUCUGACACCUCUCAGGGUCUGACCAUGUCCCAGCCCUCCUCUGACACCUCUCAGGGUCUGACCAUGUCCCAGCCCUCUGACACCUCUCAGGGUCUGACCAUGUCCCAGCCCUCCUCUAGCACCUCUCAGGGUCUGACCAUGUCCCAGCCCUCUGACACCUCUCAGGGUCUGACCAUGUCCCAGCCCUCUGACACCUCUCAGGGUCUGAGUAGGUCCAUGUCCCAGCCCUCUGACACCUCUCAGGGUCUGACCAUGUCCCAGCCCUCCUCUGACACCUCUCAGGGUCUGUCCAUGUCCCAGCCCUCCUCUAACACCUCUCAGGGUCUGACCAUGUCCCAGCCCUCCUCUAACACCUCUCAGGGUCUGACCAUGUCCCAGCCCUCCUCUAACACCUCUCAGGGUCUGACCAUGUCCCAGCCCUCCUCUGACACCUCUCAGGGUCUGACCAUGUCCCAGCCCUCCUCUGACACCUCUCAGGGUCUGACCAUGUCCCAGCCCUCUGACACCUCUCAGGGUCUGACCAUGUCCCAGCCCUCCUCUAGCACCUCUCAGGGUCUGACCAUGUCCCAGCCCUCUGACACCUCUCAGGGUCUGACCAUGUCCCAGCCCUCCUCUCACACCUCUCAGGGUCUGAGUAGGUCCAUGUCUCAGCCCUCCAGGACUUCAUUGACUGGUGUGACA